UUGAGCUGAGUGGACGUGUGCUGGGCUUGCUGAACCUGAGAUCACUGAGCUGCCGGGUUUCGCGGUGUAGAAUUUUAAGACAUUCGAUCGAUAAAUUCGUUUCGAUCAUAGAGCAUCAGUGAUAAAAUAACAUCCAUCAUGAACAUGGUAUCAUGUGUGAAUAAUUUAAUCAAUAUUGAUUGAACUAGUCCAAUUUUUAAUACAUACUAUGCCUCCAAGAACAAUCUGAUGUAAAAACAUUCACAACAUUCCUCCAAAUUAAAAUCGCAUAUAAAAAUAAGUUAAGAAGGACAUUCCAAACAAUGUACAUUUCAUCUCCCCUCGACCCGAGGACACAUUCAGUCCCAAAAAUCUUCGUCGUAAUCAUUGUACUGGCAGUCAACAUGGGCCCCAGCGCGGGCCAGACGUCCGGCGAGGAGUUCACGCUGAGCAUCCUACACGUCAACGACGUGCACGCGCGCUUUGAGCAGACCAACGUGUACUCGGGCCGCUGCACGCCCGGCGACGAGGAAAACAACCGGUGCUACGGCGGCUUCGCCAGGAUUCACUCGGCGGUGAAGAAGCUGCGGGCUGAGCUGCCGCACACGCUCUUCCUGGCGGCGGGUGACUACUUCCAGGGCACCGUGUGGUACUCCAUCCACCGCUACAAAGCCAUGGCACACUUCCUUAACAUCCUCAACCACGACGCUAUGUCACUCGGCAACCACGAGUUCGACGACGGCAUCCCGAACCUCGUACACUUCCUAGAGAACGCCUCCUUCCCGGUGCUGGCCGCUAACAUCGAUGAUGCGCGCGAGCCCACGAUGCAGGGCAAGUACGCUAAGUCGGUCGUCAUCGAGAGGGGAGGCAGGCUCAUCGGCAUUGUCGGCUACGUCACCACUGAAACUCUGCGGAUCGCAGACACCGGAAAGCUGGACAUUACGGACGAGAUCACAGCGGUGCGGCGCGAGGCGCGGCGCCUCAAGAGCGAAGGCGUCGACAUCAUCGUCGGCCUCGGACACGCGGGCUACCGCAAGGACGUGGAGCUCGCCAGGCACGUCGUCGAGCUCGACGUCGUCGUCGGCGGUCACACCAACACCUUCCUCUACACGGGUGCUGACCCCUCGACGGAGGUGAGCGUGGACCAGUACCCCAGCGUGGUGACGCAGGCGGGGGGCAGGCAAGUCCCAGUGGUGCAGGCGUACGCGUUCGGCAAGUACCUGGGGAGGCUGGACGUGACAUUUGACGACCGGGGGGAGGUGGUGCGCUGGACCGGCAACCCUAUACUUCUGGAUAACUCCAUUGAGAGAGAUCCCUUCAUCCUCUCAGAGUUGGUGCCCUGGAAGAUCCAAAUGAACGCAAUAGUGACGGAAGAAAUUGGCAAGACUUUCGUGUUUCUGGACGGCAACCGCCUGUCCUGCCGCAUGAAGGAGUGCAACCUGGGCAACCUCGAGACCGACGCGGUCAUCCAUCUGAAUGCCAAGUUUCCGGACGACCUGGAGUGGGCUAGGACGAGCCUGGCCGUCAUCAACGGCGGCGGCAUCCGCAGUUCCAUUGACGAGCGAGCAUCAAACGGAACUAUCACUAUGGAGGACAUCCUGACGGUGGCGCCCUUCCAGAACACCAUCGACAUCGUGGAGCUGCGAGGGCGCCACGUUCGGGAGAUGUUCGAACAUUCCGUUGCGACCUACGAUCCCAUGGCGCUUGACCCCGGCGGCAGAUUCCUGCAAGUAUCAGGGUUCGUGGUGGUGUUCGACAUCAACCAGCCCCCGGGGUCCCGAGUCGUGCGACUGCAGGCCCGCUGCGUGUCGUGCCGAGUGCCAGUCAUGGAGGACGUACAAGACGACCAAGUCUACAAGAUUGCAAUGCCCUCUUUUAUUGCAAACGGUGGCGACGGAUAUACAGUCAUACAAGACGAGAAAAUUCAACAUCAUCUUACAGGUCUACUAGACACGGACAUCUACUCGCAGUACAUCCAGAUGGUGUCACCGAUAUACCAGGGUCUCGAAAACAGAAUAUUGUUCGUCGAUUCGACCAAAGUUUGUUCGGACGCUGACAAGCCCCAGUCACCGCCCAUUGCCACGGACGGUCAGCGGCCGCUGGUGGCAGGCGGCCCGGAGACUCCGGCCUCCGGCCCAGCGCCCGGUCCGGCCCACAACCCUUUCCUGAUCGAACCCCAGCAGAUGAUAAACGAGAUGAUGACGCGCCACGACAACUACUUCAGGAAAUACUACGAGAAGAAACUCAAGAAGGAAAAGAAACGACUACUCGCCGAGCAGAUUAACUUGAAAGCUGCUUCACUAAAGUUGCAGGAAAGAUUCAAGGAAAUCAAACUGCACGAGCUCAACGUCAAGCUGCACGAGCGUAUACUGCAGAGCUUCGAUAGCUUGCAGAACAGUGACUUUGCCGUUGCUGUCACGGAAACUCCAGCCACAGGCGAAGAAUUGGUUGUGCCUCGAAUAUUUGUGUCUGCAGCUAACGGAGGAAACGCCAUAGAAAGUAUUGGAUUUUUGGCACCAGGUUUCAACGUUUCUCUGCCGCGAGCUCGGCUGCAAAUCGGUAGCGCAGUCGUUCUUCCGACUGCAGUGACGGGCACCAACGGUCCCGGGGUGGCUUCUGCAGUGUCCCCUGCCCGCGUGUUCAAUAUAUUUCAAAAAUUUUCCCCUGCAGUUGUCAAGUCUAAGCAAGUGGUGACUUUAUUGAACGCCACAAAAAACGUCAAUCAAAUCAAUCCGACCUCGCAUGGAUUUGAAUUCGAUGCUGUAAAUUUUGGUGAGCGAUUGAACGGAUAGCAUCGCGCAAGUUCGGCACUCCAUUAAGCCGGACGUAUAUCAUAGAUUCAUUAUUACGCAAUUAAACUAAUGUUAUCUAAUGUUCCUAACCGUUGAAAAUUUUAUCAAUAUUCUAUAAUUCGAGAAAAUUCAGUUCAACCUGAAUAAAGUAAUCUUGUGUAUCCGAGGCUGUAUAAAAACCUUUCUAAGGAGCCUGUGCUUCAUUACGUUAUAAUAGAAACGCCAAAGAAUCUUGGUCUCACUUGUAGAUGCUUCCGUUUCCAAGUUCUCCGGAUAGCCGCAAUAAUUCACUACUAAUAAUUAUAAUUUAGCUAUAGGUUUCAUGCAUUAGAUUAUAAAACUUGCAGCUAAAGAAUCAAUUAUUGUAAGGGAGAACUUUGAAAUAUCAUAAAUGAAGAAUUUUAAGCUAACGGCGGCUAAAACUUCUUGUCAAUUUUUGGUUAGUCUAAUAAGGAACGAUUGAGAGCGUAAUUUGAAGUCGUCGGCACCGACAUCACAGCGCCCAAGCUUAGCAAUACCGUCAAAGCGAGGAUAUGAGAACGACCGUCGUGACGAUAUAGCGCUAAAAUGAGCAUACUAACUGGUAUUUACCGGACACCAUUAACAAUUGCGAUGUAAUAUACUUUGUGUGAGUGAUCGUAAAUGAGAUGUGCGAGCAAUUACGCCACACAUCGCAAUUUAUUCACUAUCAAAUAAAUUCUACAAUAAAAUCCAAUCUUCGUCCUAAUGAUGCGAUUGCUGUCAAUAUAUAAUUCAACCCUCUACCAGUCUAUCGCCUGACACCAGUAACCGGAGCAAUAUUGUCACAAGCCUACUUCUCAAAAAGGAUAAGUUGUAUAAAGCGCAAAAUGACUUGCACUGAUGGUUGCCGCCACGUCUGACAACUUUAAAAUGUUCUCUGUCGCGUACAAACGCUCUCAGGUUGCUGCACGCAAUAGUUUCCGUAUAAUUUAAAUUGAAAGUUAUGUUCCCGGAGAGUGACGUACGGCAGUAGAGGGUCUUAUGCAAUGGAAAGAAUGUAACGUAAUUAUUUUGCCAGGCAUGUCCGCAAUUUUCCUAGUUCAGGCAUGAAUAGUUGGUUCAGGCAUGAAUAGAAUAGAAUAGUUCAGGCAUGAAUAGAAUACAUUUAGCCCAUGUCGGACAUGAUGGAAGGGGAAAAUGUGUUUCUGCAACAUUUACUAACGUAAUUUAAUCAACAAAUUAAGUUUAUAUACAUCAACAAUACACUUAGCUUACUUUGUACACUUCAACUGAUCUGAUAUAGACCAGAUAAUCAAAAGUACUAAGGAAUAACUUAGACAGUACGUGUCAUGAGAUCUUUUAGGAGUGCAGCCCGCUAAAACGAUGGAAAAUCUAUAAUGUUCUAUUCAUAAAUCAAAUAAAAUGUAUUGGCUUAGCUCCAUAAGAAUUUGACAAUGAAUGAAGAAGAACAAGAAUAAAGGAAG
This is a messenger RNA of Hyalella azteca, 4216 nucleotides long. RefSeq names its product snake venom 5'-nucleotidase. The transcript has 11 exons. The record is from RefSeq and is a predicted model, not a curated record. NCBI's taxonomy places the organism in Eukaryota, Metazoa, Arthropoda, Malacostraca, Amphipoda, Hyalellidae. Gene Ontology annotation, biological process: AMP catabolic process. Gene Ontology annotation, cellular component: plasma membrane. The coding region runs from base 303 to 2771 and encodes 822 amino acids. Gene Ontology annotation, molecular function: metal ion binding; nucleotide binding; 5'-nucleotidase activity.